Molecule: messenger RNA, 1293 nt
Organism: Monopterus albus (swamp eel)
Lineage: Eukaryota; Metazoa; Chordata; Actinopteri; Synbranchiformes; Synbranchidae
Gene: ciapin1
Product: cytokine induced apoptosis inhibitor 1
Exons: 9
Coding region: 244-1194 (316 amino acids)
Biological process (GO): iron-sulfur cluster assembly
Cellular component (GO): cytoplasm
Molecular function (GO): iron-sulfur cluster binding
Source: RefSeq, a predicted model, not a curated record
GUGCAAUUGAAUAUGCGUUGUUUACCGUAAUUUGGCUACUGAAAGCAUUUAAGGACAAUCAUAUAAAACACGAGUAUAACGUUAUUUUGUUCACGGCUAGCCUUAAAGUUACCGGGGUCUCGCAGUGUGAACGUGCGUACUAACUCGACGAGCACCGGCCGGUGGCCUGUGGGUCACAUCGUUUGCUUGAUGUAGAACCGCUGCUAGCGCUAAUCGGCCUGUUAACUCAUUCAAUUGGAAAUCAUGGCGGAACUUGGCAUCAAAGCAGGAGACGAGGUGCUGUUUGUUUGGGCUCAGCCUUCCACACCAGCAGUCCUUAAACACUAUGCAGAGGAGCUGGGUGCCGCUGUUGGUGCAGAUGGCAGAGUGUCGGUGGAGAACAUGGACAGACUUUUGCUGUCCUCCCAUUCAGCAUCCGCCUUUGACUGGGUGCUGUCCAGCCUUGUGGCUGACAGCUCCUCCAUCCACAGCUCAGAGACACUAGCUGAGAUGGCCAGAGUGCUCAAACCUGGUGGGAAGCUUGUUCUGGACGAACCAGUUACUGGAGCUGAGGCACAGAAUGUGAGGACUGCUGACAAGCUGAUGUCAGCUCUGAAGUUGGCAGGCUUCAUGUCAGUGGCGGAGGUCAGUAAAACAGAAUUGAGACCAGAGGCAUCGAGCUCCCUCAGGGCGGCCACUGGUUACCAAGGAGACACCCUGUCUAAAGUCCGCAUAUCUGCCUCUAAACCCAAUUAUGAGGUGGGGUCAUCUAGCCAGAUUAAACUGUCGUUUGGGAAAAAGACGCCUAAGCCAGCUGUGGUUUCAGCAGAGAAACCUGCUCUGGAUCCAAACGUUGUCAAAAUGUGGGUCCUCUCAGCCAACGACAUGAAUGAUGACGAUGUGAAUCUGGUGGAUUCUGAUGCUCUGCUGGAUGAAGAUGACAUGAAGAAGCCAGAUCCAGCUUCUCUUAAAGCUCUGAGCUGUGGAGAAGGAGCUGGAAAGAAGAAAGCCUGCAAGAACUGCACAUGUGGUCUUGCGGAGGAGCUGGAGGGGGAGCGUAAAGGGAAACAGAAGACAGAUCUACCCAAAUCUGCCUGUGGAAGUUGUUACCUUGGCGAUGCAUUCCGAUGUGCCAGCUGUCCAUACUUGGGGAUGCCAGCAUUCAAACCAGGAGAGAAGAUUGUACUGAACACCACCACACUGACAGAUGCUUGAGACAGCAGCUUUCACAUAUUUAUCACUCAUGCUUCAAAACAUUCAGUUCCUCCCUGCAUCCCUCUGUCCCAUACACCAAGGCAUCAUCUCGUCAGCAGC